AUGGUAAAAACUAACAGGGAAUCCACGAAGCGUGAGACCCCGCGGUGUCUUCAGAGACGCCAGGUACCAUUUCCCAGCAUCCCUCGCGGAGCCCUGGGACAGGCCCAGAGGUCGGCAGCGGCGCCGCCCCGCGUACAGGUGGCGCAGGGAGAACCACGUUUCCCAGAAGACAUCGCGCGGGUCGGCGGCACUGAGCCAAUGAGAAGCUCGGUAGAGGGGCACUUCCGUGCGAGGAAAGGGCACUUCCGUGCGAGGAAAGAACACCUGGGCAGGUCUUCUGGCGUCGGCCUCGGGGCAAACUUUUCAUUGCUGGGCUCUGUCCACUGCAAGCUUCGUAGCCCUUGGUUGGCCAGAGGUAACAGGCAAGACACUCUUUCUCAUUUUCCUAAUUCUGAUUCCUCUGACUUCAAUGAAAAUCAGCAUCUAGAUAUUGAUGGAAUGGCUUCUGGAAAAUUAGAAACAGGGAUCAUUUUCCUUAUUCAGACUGGAGUUGGGAUACUGGGAAAUUCCUUUCUCCUUUGUUUUUAUAAUUUCAUGUGGCUCGCUGGAAACAGGUUGAGACUUACGGACCUGAUUCUCAACCAACUGGCCUUAGCCAGCUUCUUGGUCCUUUUCUCUAAAGGAAAACCUCAGACAAUGGCAGCUUUUGGAUUUAAAUAUUUCCUUGAUAAUACUUGAUGUAAGCGUAUCUUUUUUAAUCACAGAGUGGGCACAGGAGUUUCCUUCAGCACCAUCUGCCUCCUCAAUGGAUUCCAAGUGAUUAAGCUUGACCGCAGUAUAUGCAGGUGGCUGGAGCUCAAAAUUCGAUCCCAAAAGUUCAUUGGCUUCUGUUGUUUCCUCUGCUGGGCCUUGCAUCUCUUGAUAAAUACAAGUGUUCUUUUUCUUGUAAAUGGUCUGUUGGAUAGCAAAAACCUUAGUGUGAAAAACAGUUAUGAAGUCUGUUCCUGGGCAAUGCCAGAAAGAGUUGGCACUUUAUAUACAAUUAUAUAUACAAGUCCUGAAUGGUUGUGCCUAGGU
Saimiri boliviensis boliviensis (Bolivian squirrel monkey) is the source of this 1017-nucleotide messenger RNA. Lineage: Eukaryota; Metazoa; Chordata; Mammalia; Primates; Cebidae. The record is from RefSeq and is a predicted model, not a curated record.